Zea mays is the source of this 3145-nucleotide messenger RNA. Its product is annotated as cation/H(+) antiporter 20. The record is from RefSeq and is a predicted model, not a curated record. Gene Ontology annotation, cellular component: endomembrane system; membrane. Bases 298 to 2868 code for a protein of 856 amino acids. Gene Ontology annotation, molecular function: antiporter activity. Gene Ontology annotation, biological process: regulation of pH; proton transmembrane transport. Lineage: Eukaryota; Viridiplantae; Streptophyta; Magnoliopsida; Poales; Poaceae. The transcript has 3 exons.
GCAUGACCAUCACGCUUCACAUUCACAUGCAACAACACAAAGCGAGAGUCCCAUCCGUCUCUCACUCUCAACUCCCGAGAGCACACAAGAGUAGACCCAAUGGCCAAUGGCGAUGGCAAUGGAAUCACGGGAGCCCCGCACAUCGCUGCACUGCCAUGGGACGCCCGUUGAAAACCCCAAGGAGCUGGAGCCGAUGAAGUAGCCGGCGAUCCCAGCCCGACCUCGAUCCUGUACGUUUGAACUUUGAACCACACCACUCGAUCGUCAUCUUCGCUCGCUCGUCGGCCAAUAAGCAACAUGUCGUCGUCGGUGGUGUCGUCGGAGGAGAUGGCGGCCGUGAAGACGUCGUCGAACGGGGUGUGGCAGGGCGACGACCCGCUGCACUUCGCGUUCCCGCUGCUUAUCCUGCAGGCGCUGCUGAUCCUGGUGCUGAGCCGGUUGCUGGCGUUCCUGCUCCGUCCGCUGCGUCAGCCCAAGGUGAUCGCGGAGAUCGUGGCGGGGAUCCUGCUGGGCCCCUCGGCGCUGGGCCGCAACAAGGCGUACCUCCGCGCGCUGUUCCCGCCGUGGAGCGCGCCAGUGCUGGAGUCCGUGGCCAGCCUCGGCCUCCUCUUCUUCCUCUUCCUGGUGGGGCUGGAGCUGGACCUCCGGUCCGUGCGCCGCAGCGGGCGGCGCGCCUUCGCCAUCGCGGCGGCCGGCAUCUCGCUCCCGUUCGCGUGCGGCGUGGGCGUGGCCUUCGUGCUCCGCGCCGCCGUCCCGGGCGCCGACCAGGCAGGGUACGCGCCGUUCCUCGUCUUCAUGGGCGUGGCGCUCUCCAUCACGGCGUUCCCCGUCAUGGCGCGCAUCCUGGCCGAGCUGAAGCUCCUGACCACCCCGAUCGGGGAGACGGCGCUGGCGGCCGCCGCCUUCAACGACGUGGCGGCCUGGGUGCUGCUGGCGCUGGCCGUCGCUAUAUCAGGGUCUGGCGACGCCGCGGGGACGAGCCAGCAGCAGCAGCACCGCAGCCCGGUGGUGUCGGUGUGGGUGCUGCUUUGCGGCGCGGCGUUCGUGGCGGCGUGGAUGGUGGCCGUGAAGCCGGCGAUGGCGUGGGUGGCGCGGCGCGCGGACGCGGCGGGGGACAGCAGCGAGGCGUGGGUGGCGGUGACGCUGGCGGGGGUGCUGGCGUCCGGGUUCGCGACGGACGUGAUCGGCAUCCACGCCAUCUUCGGCGCCUUCGUGUUCGGGCUCACGGUGCCCAAGGAAGGCGGGUUCGCGGCGCGCGUGACGGCGCGCGUGGAGGACAUCGUGUCGGAGCUCCUCCUGCCGCUCUACUUCGCCUCCAGCGGGCUCAAGACGGACGUGGCCACCGUGCGGGGCGGCGAGGCCUGGGCCAUGCUCGCGCUCGUCAUCGGCACAGCCUGCGCGGGCAAGAUCGUCGGCACCUUCGGGGUGGCCAUGGCGUGCGGGAUGGGGGCACGGGAGGCGCUCGUGCUCGGCGUCGUCAUGAACACCAAGGGCCUCGUCGAGCUCAUCGUGCUCAACAUCGGCAGGGAGCGCAAGGUUCUGAACGAGGAGAUAUUCGCCAUCCUGGUGCUCAUGGCGCUGGUGACCACGUUCAUCACCACGCCCACGGUGAUGGCUAUCUACAAGCCCGCGCGCGCCGCCGGCCGCAGGCGCCUGCACCAGCGCAAGCUCCAGGGCCCCGACCCCUCCGCGCCGUCCUCGCCGUCCGCCUCGGCCGGCGCCGGCGCCGCGAUGGAGCUGCGCGUGCUGGCCUGCAUCCACGGCGGGCAGGACGUGCCCGCGGUGAUCAACCUCAUCGAGACCAUCCGUGGCCACACGCAGCCACGCCGACUCGUCAAGCUCUACAUCCUCCGCAUGGUGGAGCUGACGGAGCGCACCUCCUCCAUCCUCAUGGCGCGCGCCGCGCGCCGGAACGGGCUGCCGUUCCUGCGCCCGCGCCGCGCGGGGGAGCCGCACGACCAGGUGGACGUGGCCUUCGACACGUACGCGCAGCUCGGCCACGUCCACGUCCGCGCCAUGGCCGCCGUGUCCGCGCUCCACACCAUGCACGACGACGUCACCGCCGUGGCCGAGGACAAGCGCGUCUCCCUCGUCGUGCUGCCGUUCCACAAGCGCCACACGGGCGGCGGCGACGACGUCGAGAACCUCGGGCCCGAGUGGCGCGCCGUCAACCGCCGGAUCCUCCGCGAGGCGCCCUGCUCCGUCGCCGUCCUCGUCGACCGCGGCUUCGGCGGCGGGGAGCAGGUCAGCUCGGAGCAGGUGGCGCACGGCGUCUGCGUCGUGUUCUUCGGCGGGCCCGACGACAGGGAGGCGCUCGAGCUCGCCGGGAGGAUGGCCGAGCACCCCGGCGUGCAGGUCACCGUCGUGCGGUUCGUUGAUGGCAAGGCCGGUAGCGAGGAGCAGUCCGAGGUCACGCUGCGCCCGUCCCACACCAAGAACGCCGACCGGAGCUACACGUUCUCCACGGCCGUCGUCGACGCCGGCAAGGAGAAGGAGCUGGACGAGGCGGCUGUGGCGGAGUUCCGGCAGAGGAUGGGGUCCCUGGUGCGGUUCGAGGAGCGGGUGGUGGUGGGCAACGUGAUCGAGGAGGUGGUGUCGAUCGGGAAGAGCAGGGAGUACGGCCUGGUGGUCGUCGGCAAGGGCCGGCUGCCGUCCGCGAUGGUGGCGCAGCUCGCCGUCGUUCCGGCAGAGCACCCGGAGCUCGGGCCCAUCGGCGACGCGCUCGCGUCGUCCGGCCACGGGGUGACGUCGUCGGUGCUCGUGGUCCAGCAGCACGACAUGAGCAACGCCGACGAGGUGCCCGUCUCUGUGGUGGUCGACGGCCGUCCUCAGGACGGCGAGUUCGCCAAGGACAUGGCGGAGCCGUGAGAGCCUUGCUCCAGUAGGACGACGAUGGCUAAAAGUACUUCUAUAGUUGUUCUUCGGUAAUAAGCAUGUAGUACUAAUCAUUAUUGCUAAGUGUGUCUCGGUUUUCUUUUCACAAGCAUUGCUGCUGCUAAUACACUAUUAGUAUAUACUGUAUUCACUCGUUAGUUUUUAUUUACCGAUGCUAAUAAUACCCAAAUGUAUAAAUGUUUGUUCGGACAGCUGAGACAGGCAGAGCUUGAUCCUUUUUCAGACUGAAGUAUUAUACACUUUUUUUGGA